AAAUAGAUUCAGAGGAGUCAGAGUCUUGGUGGCCUCCCUCUCUCUCUCAGGUCUUGAGGACGUCCUGCUCUUGUCAGAUUUAUUCAUGUUCCAUCUUCCUUUAACUGGACUCCAGGAGAUCUUAAGGAACUUUAAAUGUUCUUGUAUCGUCCUGACUGAUGCUCUUCAACAACCUUUCCUCAGAGUUUCUUGGUUCUUUUGUGCUGAAAACCAAUAAAAGAAGAAAACCAGUGAUCUGUAUGAUAUUAUCUGUAAUGUUUCAGCUUUCAUGGAAAAUACCUGAAGGAGGAGGAGGAGGAGAAAAACAAAGUCUGGAGGUAAAGACAGACAAGUGAUGGAAGAGGAGAUAAAACGGAGACAGACGGACGCUGAGGAGACAUUCAGGACCAGACUGAGGACAGACGGCUUCAGAUCCACACAGAGAUAGAAGAGAGACGACUUUUAACCUCUCUAAAGAUUACAACACAUGUCCAAGAUGAUUCAAAAAGACUAAAGAACGUCCAAAACAUCCUUUAUUACAUGAAGACAUCUAAAUACAAAUGAAGGUUUAUGGGAGGUUGAAGCAGCAAACUGUUUCUUAGAGGAGAAACUAGAAGAAGAAGAAGAAAAAAACUCAGCAGACGUCCAGACUGAAGAGUCUGCAGGAGGAUCAGCGUCACUCAGCAGCAGAGAAGAAAAGGAGCUGAAGAAGAGGAGGAGCUGAAGGAGAGGAGGAGCUGAAGGAGAGGAGGAGCUGAAGGUCUCUGGGUGGAUUCAUAUCUGCUGCAGUUCGUUCUGUGUGACUCUGUGGAAACUGAACCGAGGAGGAGAUGCAGCCAUAAACUGCAAAAGAAGAAGACGAAGAAGAAGAGAAGAAUAAAAGUUGAAGAAGAGCUGCUUCAGGAGCCAGGAGACUGACCGACGUGCAUCAUGGGAGCUUCUUAGGUCCUGUCAGACCUCCGUCCUCUGGUUCCUCCACAGAUGCCCAGCAUGCUGCUCAGGUCUCCCCGAGGAAGGAGCUCUCCGGCUGGGGCAGGACGGCUGCUGCUGGGGCUCCUGGUGAUGAUGAUGAUGAUGGUGGUGGAGGUGGUGGAGGCCGGUGUGGACGAGGACAGCGAGGAGAGUCAGGAGAUCCUGGAGGAGGACGAAGCUGUCAGCGCCGAGAUCCUGGAGCCGCCGUCCUCAGACGUGUCCAGACUGUCUCCUCUCAGCUCCUGGCUGAUCUUCAGAAGAAACUCCAACAAAGGAGACAACCGGAGAACCAAAGGCUCCAAGAGAACCUCCAAGCAUGGCCUUCCAGGACCUCCAGGACCUCCAGGGCCUCAGGGGCCUCCAGGACCGCCGGCACCUCUCCUGCCCCAGCAGCAGCAGCUCAUCCAGGAGCUGCAGCUGAAGCUGAGAGACCUGUCGGUGUGUUUCCAGUGUGAUCCUCCACCUCGUGUCUCCACAUCGUUCCUCCGUCGCCUCCUUCAGUCGGUCUCCGUCCCUCGACGAAGUCUGUUGGAGCUGCAGCCAUUUAGCCAGCCCUCAGACUCAGAGCUGACCCUCCAGAGAGGUCUCAGCUUCAACGCCAGCAGCGGCCGCUACAGUGCUCCGGUGUCGGGUUUCUACCAGCUGACCUCCAGCCUCCUUAUAGAGUCUGCAGACCGGGUCCAGGUGCGUCUCAGAGACAGUGUGAGGGCAGCCAUCUGCAUUGAGUCUCUCUGCCAGAGCAACCUCUCUGUAGAGUCGGUGAUGGCUGUGGCAGCUGCUGGAGGAACGUUCAGCAUCUUACUGACAGGAACUCUUUAUCUCCAGGCGGGGGAGUACGUGUCGGUGUUCGUGGACAACGCCACCGGGUCGUCCAUCAGCGUCCUGCAGGACUCGCUGUUCUCUGGGAUCCUGCUGGGAGUCUGACCUGGAUCCUCAACAAGAACCAGAACCAACAUGUGGUCCAGUUCCACCAGCAGGAGGAGCCUGUCUGGAUCCAUCCAGGUGUUCAGACACACCUGCAGCAAACAACCAAUCAUCUCACUGUUCUUUCAGUUCUGGAUCAGCUGAGAUCUUCAGCCAAUCAGCUGUUUAAAACAUGGAUCAGUCCCUCAGAGGUCUGGUUGAUCCAAACAUCUUCAGUUUCCUGUCAGAACAUAUUCUCACCGAAGAAGCUGGAAAUUCUUUGUUCUUCAAAAAUGUCCAGAAUAACUAGAACUUUUAAGAAGGUUUGUCCAGGAUGACAAGAAAUGGAGGUUUUGUAUAAAUGCUGAUGAACAGCUAAUUUCUGGUUCCUGAACUUUAGCGGAGACAUUUUCAUGUCUGAGGAUCCACUUUGUUCCGUUCCAUAUUAAAGACAUUCUGCAGCAGCUCCUGACACAUUUACUGACAUCUGUUCUCUGUCUUCAUAUUUAUUCUGUAAUAAACAAGUUGUGAAUAUUUACGAUGGUAAAACUUUAUACUGACGGCGUUCCAGUUCUAGUCUCCACUGAAAACAUGUUCCCGCUGAUUAAAGCUUUGUUUGUUUAGAGCCAAGUUCUGCUGGAACAGAUGUUCUAAAGAUUUUUCUGCUGGUGUUCUACAGAUGUUCUGCUGGUGUUCUACAGAUGUUCUGCUGGUGUUCUACAGAUGUUCUGCUGGGUCAGUUAGUUGAUCUGUUCUCAUUGAUCUCCAGUGUCGCUUCCAAACAGAGCAGAGAUCUGCAGCCUUCAUUGCUUGUAGAGGAACAUCCAUGAACCACUUCAAGCUGAUGUGACUGAGUUCUUAUUAAAUGUUUACAUGUUUUCUGAACAUUUAUGGAACAUUCAUUGAACGUUUUCUGAAGGUUUACUAAACGUUUACUGAACAUUCA
This is a messenger RNA of Acanthochromis polyacanthus (spiny chromis), 2800 nucleotides long. RefSeq names its product erythroferrone. NCBI's taxonomy places the organism in Eukaryota, Metazoa, Chordata, Actinopteri, Pomacentridae. The transcript has 8 exons. The record is from RefSeq and is a predicted model, not a curated record. Gene Ontology annotation, molecular function: hormone activity. The coding region runs from base 961 to 1875 and encodes 304 amino acids.